Messenger RNA from Patella vulgata (common limpet), 4317 nucleotides. RefSeq lists its product as uncharacterized. Gene Ontology annotation, cellular component: nucleus; cytoplasm. Lineage: Eukaryota; Metazoa; Mollusca; Gastropoda; Patellidae. Gene Ontology annotation, biological process: negative regulation of intrinsic apoptotic signaling pathway in response to DNA damage. The coding region runs from base 134 to 3547 and encodes 1137 amino acids. The record is from RefSeq and is a predicted model, not a curated record. The transcript is spliced from 4 exons.
AUGGCGGCGCGAAAUUUAAUUUUUUCAACUUAAAAUAUGAUUAAAAUUAAAAGCAAUGUAAAACAGAGUUUCACGUACGUUUAAAGUAAUAACUGGAAUAACGUAGAUUAAAUAAAGUACCGGUAAGCAGGCAAUGGCUGAUAAUGGAAGAGUCUUAAUUCAUGCUACAGUAACUGGUAUCAGAGAUAAUGAGAUUCUUUAUCCAAGCUGUACACAGUGCUACUCUAAAAUGCAGCAAGAAGAAUAUGAAAAAGAUUGGUUCUGUUUUAAAUGUGAUAUCUUCUGUGAUGAAAUAAAAGUAUCUUGGCGGUAUCGUCUUUCUCUGACUGUUGCAGAUAAAAAUUGUUUGACAGAGAUUGCACUAUUUGGAAAAACUUUGGAACCAUAUUUUGGAACUACAGCCAACAAAUUUCACAGAAUUCUUGAAAAACUUGAUGAAGAUAAUCUACUAGAAAAAACUAUGCUUAUGUCCGCUUUAGAAGAUACGUUUCUUGGUCAUAGUUUUCAUUUUGGAAUCAAAUCUAAUGCUAGACUCACCGAAUUACAAAAAUUCCAUUCACUUUCUUCUCCAAUCUCAGUUUCAACUGUUUCUAAAAUAAAGCAUGGAGAUGAAGCAAGUCAGCAAUUUAAAUCUGAUUUAGUGGCAGUGCAGAUUAUCUCCCCUGCUAAUGUAUCAUUCAACUGUAAUACAGUUCUUUAUAACCUUUAUAAAUACACAGAUAUUUAUAGUGAAAACUCAGAGACAGAUAGAGAAAAUCCUUCAAGUUUGGAGGAGAAAAUUGAUAGGACAAACUGUAGUUACCUCCCUUGUAAUAUCACAAACCUAACAAUAAACUCCCCAAACAGAUGUCCUCAAAAUUCCAUUGAAUUCAGUUAUGAUAAAUCUGUACAAAGUACUAAUAGUGUGAUAGAAUUUAAUAACAGUGAUCUUUCAUUAUCGAAAACAUCUCAUGUGACUUUAGAAACUGUUUCAAAUAAUGUGAAAUCUUUUAAUUGCGAUUGUAGUGAACAUUCCGUUGAAAUUUUACGAACUGUUGACCUUAGUGGCAGUAUUUCUGAUAUCCCAGAAGCAUGCAACUCAUCAAUUAAAAUGAAUGUUUCAACUCAUAAAGAUUUACAAAAUUUUAAUCAAUUAAGAAAUGUGGAAAAUUGUACAGCUUUAUUCCAAACUGAAGAAACAUGUGAUACAUUAAGUGACUGUGAUGUUAUAAAACAACUGGAAAUAGUCGAGAUGGACUUGUUAUAUAAUAAUCUAUCUCUUUCAGAUUGGGAAAAUUCCAGAAAUAUUUCAGAUCAUCCAAUGAUAACAGUGACUCAGGUGGACAAGUUGAACACGUCCGAUCUUCAUUCGCCAAUAAACGAUACAAAUGUUGUGAUAGACCCUUUACAACAUCAAAUUUUAGAUUUACCCGAGUCUGAAAACUUGGAUGACUUUUUGUGUAGUUAUUCAGAUUCUACUAGCAAUGAAAGUAAGCUUUCUACCACUAACAAAUUUAUGCCGGAAGUAUACAGUGGUGCACAACACAUAGAAAAUCAAACUAAAAACAUUCCUGGAAAUUCCAGUAGUGAAAUAAAAACAUAUAAUUCACAUGAUCUGACAAAGGUAAAAAGUUUGACAAAACAUGAAAUCCUGCAACAGGACAUAAAUCAUACAGAAAAAAAUGAACAAAUUAAAGACUUAAGUGAGCUCGACAAACUAGAGUGUGAAUACUUAGAUAUGUUUUUAUCUGAUGACAAAUUUGAGUCACAGAUAUUUGAAGGGCUUGUAGAGAAAGAAAGCGCAGCAGAAAUUACGAAUCAAAAUCUAAAGGAGGUAACCAAACAAUUAAGUGAUGUGGAGUUUCGCGAAUUCAAAAAUUUUGAAACGUUUUGGGCUGAUGAAACAUUUAAUUCACAGAUAUUGAAUCAAUUGGAGAAGCAGGAAAGGCUACAAGAUUUUAGAACUAAAAUGAAUCAAAAUCUUAAAGAUGUAACAAAACAAUCAAAAGCUGUGGACUUUCUGGAAAUGGAAAAUAUAGAUAUGUUUUUAUCUGAUGAAACAUUUAAGUCACAAAUAUUGAAUCAAUUCAAGCAGGAAAUUCCACAAGAUAUUAGAAUAGAAACAAAGAAUCAAACUCUCAAGGAUAAAGUAAAACAAACAAAAGCUGUGGACUUUCUGGAAUCUGAAAAUUUAGAUAUAUUUUUAUCUGAUGAACCAUUUAAGUCACAAAUAUUGAAUCUAGGAAAGCAUGUAAGUCUGCAAGAUGUUCGAAUGGAAUCAAAGAAUCAAAAUCUCAAGGAUAUAGCAAAACAAACAAAAGCUGAGGACUUUCGUAAGUCUGAAAAUUUAGAUAUAUUUUUAUCUGAUGAAAUAUUUAUGACACAUGUUUUGAAUCUAGGAAAGCAGGAGAGUCAACAGGAUUUCAGAACUAAAACGAAGCAAAAUCUCAUGGAUAUAGCAAAACAAUCAAAAGCUGUGGACUUUCUUGAAUCAGAAAAUCAAACAGAAACAAAGAAUCAAAAUCGCAAAUCUCUAACCAAACAAACGAAAGAUGCAGACUUUCCUGAAUCUGAAAAUUUAGAAAUCUUUCUCUCCAGCUAUCAUUGUGAUUCCAUUGUUGAUUCCGAGAAAAAUGGAAACAUACAAACUAAAAAUGUGAAUUUAGAAGAAUUGACUAAACCACAAACUGAUAAAUUUGACUUGAAUGUAUUUGAAACUGAAACAGAGGAUUUAUUUUCUGAUUCGUACACUGUUGAUGGUUAUGGUGUUUCUCGUGAAACUAGUUCCAAUCCUCAACAUAAAACUGUGGGUUAUGACACGAAACAUGUGAUAAAAAGAGACAGUAUUUGUGAUAAUUCAAAUGUGUCAGAAACAGAAAUGUUUAAUUCAUUCAUGACUUACAGUUCUUCAUUUUCAGAAAAUGUUGGUAACUUCAUAAACAAUAGUUCUUUAUUAUCCACAAGUAAACCUCAAAGUAAUAGUUUGUUUGACUCUCAAAAUGGUUCUGUUGAUUUAUUCAGUUCUUUUUCAUCUGUAGAAGACAGCAAAGACUAUUCCAUUUCUGAUGUUGCAAAACCAAAACCAGAUGCACCAAAUACCAUUCAAAACUCUUAUUUAGAGCUAUCAAAAUUAUAUCCUUUGAAACAAAUUGUUUCUGAAACAGUGCUACCGAAAAGAGUGCAGUUUGCAAGAAGGCUGAGUUCAGUUCGAAACCUACAACUUGUUGAUAUUAGACUAAAUAUGCGUCAGACAUCCAGUCCAUUUUCUGAAGACUUUCAACUAAAAUCAUGUUUGCGAAAAAAGAGUGUUGAAAAUUUAGAUCUGUCUCUUUUUUCACAGGAUCUCUUUUCUCCAAGCCCAAUUAGAACUCCAUUUUCUAGGAAGACAAAAUAUAAACUUCCUGUCGUUAGUGAAUAUAAGAAUACUGCUACAGAUAAUCAGCCAGUUGAAACUCCUUUAAAACAUAGACCUAUUCAAUCAUUAUUACAUUCUGAUGUUUCUCCUUGCAGUCAUAAUCAAACUCAACACCCAAAUUUUCAGUAUUCCCCAGAUUUAUUCAGUCCAUAGUGAUAUGUUUCCUUGACAGUCGAGCUCCUAAAUAUAUAGUCGAUGAUUGUAAAAUUUAUUUAAACUACUGGUGAAAAUAUAUUUGAUACCAAAACUAUUAUAUCCUAAAAGACACUUCAAGCCAGGCAUAUUUUCUAUAUUACAAAUACUGUCACAGAUGUCAUUAUAAAUGAUGUAUCACCCUAGUUGUCAUAUAUGUCCCGAGUGAAAGCGGACAUUAAACCUAUUCACAGAUGACUGGAUGAGCCAACUAUUAAUGAACAGAGUUACGAUGUCCAAAAACUGGCAAACAGUGUUGGCUUAUUAUGUAAUUUAGGUAUAAUUUCCUUUGUCUUCAGAAACACCAUUUUUUCAUACUUUAUUUGGUUAAAUAUAUGACCCAAUUAUGCUUAAAGUAAUAUUUCUUUAAGUUAGAUAUUUGUAAUGAAAUAAUAUCUACUUUCUAUAUAAUCUUCCCAUAUUUUUAUUUAUAUGAAUUUUGUAAAUGUUUAAUUACGCUACAGAUAUUUGUACAAAGCACGGGCUGAUUUUUAAGCAUACCAGUACAUGUACACAUGUAUACCUAUGGAAGUUAUUUUUAUUACACUGUGUUGUUUAAUUGAACUUAAUUUUGUUUUAUAUGAAAAAAUAAGCGAUCAGAAAACAAUCUUUGCAAAAUAAUUUUUUACCAGAUUUUGUUCAACCCCCUAUUUCAUUUAGGUAUCAAAAUUACAGCGUAAUAUAUUUAAAUCUUUCGCUGAUUUGUGAACUGAAAUCAAUUUUGUUCGGUG